UGCACAUCCACGAUUCGAAUAGUAAUAUCGAAACUUCAUCUCAGGUAGACCGACUGGAAGUACCAGUUUAAGUCUUGAAGUGCCUCAAGAUCUCCAUAUAUGGUUGAGACAGACGACCCUACAGAGACGAGGCUGACCCCACCUGACCGGGGGUCAAAGUGGUCUUCAAGUUUCGGACAGCAAUACAGCCAAUCUCAAAUCGCGUCCCCCUCCCUCACAUGGAUGUCUCACGAUGCACCGGCAGCUCCUCAAAACGCAUCCUCCGCUCAUCCCCUGUCAGUUCGCUGACAGUUUGCCUGUUCCAGAGGAGCAAGCGCCCGCGUCACAUUACGCUUUCAUGUGGGAGAAAGCUUGUUACUCCGCAGACAACAUGUGGUGCCACUAGUAGUACAUACUACACCUCCAACACCGAGGCAUUGCUCGGUCGGCUUACUUCAAGUUAACGUCCAUAGUCUGGCAAAGCUGUUCUGCUGAUUGCAACAAUAUCAAACAGUGUACCUCAUUUCCAACGUGCUGCCUUACCUGCAGGACCUGGGACGUACUUUCAAGAGCGUAGAUGGCGACACCUGGGCCGCUCGAGCGCGCGAACCGCGUCCUUAGCACCACUCUCGCGCUCCCCGUCGUGCUGCUGCGCUAUGCGGUCGCCGAACCAUUGCUGACUGGGUCAUUACUCUUCGCCCUCACACGAGCACCCGAGCAGUAUCGGCAACGGCUACUCAAGUUGUUACGAGACCGUGGAAUCUCCAACGAUGCCAUUGGCAAGAUUGUCCGCUCGCUCAAGAUCCUACUCGCAGUUGGUGUCGCGAGCAGGCUGAAUGAUGGCCUGAACAGACUGGCGUUGAACCAUUGGCACUUGAAGAAGCCAGGAGAGCCUUUCAAGUUUGGAGACACGCAGAAAAGCGAACUCAUCGUCGUCACCGGAGGAUGCAGCGGGUUCGGCUAUGAAAUGGUCAAGAGUUUCUCCCGACACGCUCGUGUGGCUAUCCUCGACAUCGCCCCUGUACCGGAGGACCUCGAGAUAAUUCCCGGCGUGUCCUACUACAAAGUCGACCUUACAGACUUUGCUGCGAUCGAGGCCACCGCAGAAACAAUUCGCAAAGAGCAUGGCCACCCUAGUGUGCUAAUCAACAACGCCGGCGUUGGAAGCGGCACGACCGUGAUCAACAGCUCGGCCAAGUUGACCGACAGGAUUUUCAAAGUCAACCUCGCGUCGCAUUUUGUCCUGAUCAAGGAGUUUCUUCCUGGCAUGCUUGAGGCACGCAAAGGUCAUAUUGUUACUAUAGCCUCCAUGGCCAGUUUCUACGCCGCGCCUGGCCUUGUGGAUUAUUGCUGCACCAAGGUCGGGGCGCUGUUUCUCCACGAAGGUCUCCGAGCCGAACUUCGCUCUGCAUAUCCCAACGGGAACUGCAUCCAGACCACCUGCGUCCACCCCUCCUGGCACAAAACAGGCAUUGUGAAACCUUACGAAGAACACCUGACCAACAUGGGCGUGCGCCUCGAUCCCGCAACCAACGUCAGUGACGCGGUGGUCGAGCAGGUCCUGGCCGCACGGAGUGGACAGGUUUUUGUUCCUCGAAGCGAGAAGCACAGGACUGGUUUGCGCGCUCUGCCCAUUUGGGCCCAAGAUGUGAUAAUGUAUUGGGCCAACAAAAGGUCGCGGCUGCUCUUCUAAGUUCCGGAGUACGCGUCUGGUCCGAAAUGGAAUCGAGAAACUGGAAUGCGGGAGGUGGAAGGCAGGAAUCGAGCGCCGGCUCGCGGGUGUGGUCAAUAAGUUGACCCAUACGAGCAACCAUAUGGUCAGGCGAAGGUGUAGGACUACACCCCUGAAAGUCAUGACGAUUGGGCAGAAUGACUUUGCUUUAUAGCGAUGAAGGACGGGAAAUGAAAACAGAAAAUGAAGCAUAUUUGUUUGAUCGCCAUCCAUCUCGCCAGCUAUACAUACAGUCAUUCCAGAUGCUUUCGAAACAUCUCGUCUAUCCACCCCGUGCAGGGAGGAUUCCUGGAAUAUCAUCAUCAUCACCCACCCUGGUAAUAACCACUAGUUUGACCCUACGGCCCAA
Messenger RNA from Exophiala dermatitidis NIH/UT8656, 2060 nucleotides. RefSeq names its product short chain dehydrogenase/reductase. The record is from RefSeq and is a predicted model, not a curated record. The transcript is spliced from 4 exons. Gene Ontology annotation, molecular function: oxidoreductase activity, acting on the CH-OH group of donors, NAD or NADP as acceptor. Bases 557 to 1672 code for a protein of 371 amino acids. Lineage: Eukaryota; Fungi; Ascomycota; Eurotiomycetes; Chaetothyriales; Herpotrichiellaceae.